GCCCUUUCGUGGCGUCUUGGGGGAUUCCCCACGGCCAGCCGGCAGUAUGGACCAAGUAUGGACAGACGGACAGACAGACGUCCUGGUUUCCUACGAGCAAGCAAGGGAAGCCAUACUGUAUGUAGGGCCUCUGUGCUCGCAUCGCUCGCAACCCCUCGUCACCACAGUCAUCGUCGUCGCAGAUAUCAUGAUUCAUGAUGGUCCUGCCUGCGUCGCCAAAUGCACCGCAAACGGCCAACAGCUUCUUGCCGGUACAACAAGGCCGCUCGCCGCUCAGGACUCAGGAGGCCGCUACAUAUACAGAGUAGGUGACCAGCAAGUUUUGACCUCAUUUCUGCGACCCCUACUCAUAUUACCAGCCAUGACCGUCGACUAUACCGCCUUCGAGACCCUCCAUGCCCGCAUCCUCACCCUAGAGUCCGCCACACGGGAUUUACCAGCCCUAUCCGCCCGCCUGUCUACGCUCGAAAUUGAGCUCUCAUCAAAAGCCUACACCUCCAAAACAGCAGCUGAUCUAGCAGCAUCGAUCGGCAAAAGCGUCGACAAGCUCGAAGACAAUCUCUCGCUUAAAUCCAUCUCGGCGGCGCUGACCGGAAACAAGAAGCAAAAGCUGGAGAAGGAGCGCGAAGACCUCGUCCAUGUUCGCGAAGUGGCACUCAGGGAGGCGGAAGCGAUGCGGGCGGUCGAGGUGCAGCUGCCCGGUGUCAGGCAGCAGCACACCGCGAUGGAGGCGGCCGCGCGGGAGUUGGAGACGCUCCGAAAACAGGAAACGCAGUUGCUGGAGCAGUGGUUCAGCGGGCCGAUCGUAGACCCCGAGGAGGCACUGUUGAAGGCCGCGUUGGCCACGGCGACAUCUGCGCUGGCUGGUCCGACGACCGAGCUAGCGACCAUGAACGCCGUGUCUAAACUCGUGGAUCAGGGAUACUGGGCACUCGACAAGGCGAUGAAGUACAUGGGCCGCAAGCGGUGCGACGACGGCAUGUGGAUCGGCAUCGACCCCAUCAUGGUCCGCCUCCAGGACUCGGUCAAGAUCGCGAAUGAAGCGAUCGAGAAAGCCAACACCGCGCUCGUGCGCGCUCAGCACAUGUUGGACGAGUCGCCUUCCGUCUUGCUGGUCUCAAAAACCAACACUUCCCUCCUCCCACCCCUCCCUCUCCCCCUGUUCGGCGCCGACGUCACAUCACGCGUAGCAGACGACCUCUUCAGAUCCCCGGGGGUGCCCAGCGCCAUGAAGGCUGAGGACGUUUACAAGUUCGCAGUCGCUAUGCAGCCCGUUGUGGACCAGGUGCAAACGGCCGACGGGAUUCUGAAGGAUCGGACUGAGGAGCUGGAGAAAAGGAAGGGCAAGCUGCGGGAGGAGGCUGGUGCCGCGGCGAGGGAGUUGUAUGAGGCCCGCGUGCGGCUUUUGCAAGAGCGUGUGCUGCAGACGAGGUCGAAGGCACACUGAAAAGGGUGCGAAUCGCACUGGGAAAAGUGGGCCAACAAGUCGUGGCGUUCGAUGAGGCACCUUGGACAACCAUGGGAGAUAUAGUUCGCAUAGU
Fimicolochytrium jonesii is the source of this 1541-nucleotide messenger RNA. RefSeq lists its product as uncharacterized. The record is from RefSeq and is a predicted model, not a curated record. The transcript is spliced from 3 exons. Lineage: Eukaryota; Fungi; Chytridiomycota; Chytridiomycetes; Spizellomycetales; Powellomycetaceae. The coding region runs from base 47 to 1447 and encodes 466 amino acids.